AACUCGCUCUGCAGGUUAUCCCGGUGAAUCACUCCUCAGUCGGCUAUAAGUAGGACAACUUUCCUCAUGGUUUCAUUUCCUUCUCCCUCUCGCAACAGGGACUCUGUUUUCAGACACCAUGAGUAAGUCCAACAGCCUGAGAGUGAAGAGCUUUUUUAAGUUAAAAUCACCUGAUAAAGAAAGCAAGGACCUGAAACCGUCGGACUCCCUCAAAGAUGGAGUAUCGACUUUACCGACGAGCCCCGGUCCUCUCAGCCCGGGACACAACGCCACAUUGGCCGGUGAUGUUGCACCCGCUCCCCCAAAAGAAAAGAAGGGAAGGCGGCUGUUGUCAUUCAAGAUGAGACGGAAGAAAUCCAAGCGCAAGGAAGAAGAAGGAGAAGAGGUGUUCUUCACUGAUGAACUGGGCAGCUUCAACAAAGAACUGAGCUACGACCAGAUGAGUGUUUCCACAGAGUGCAGUUUCCGGACUGAAUCAGACUGGGACCCUUAUUCUGAGUCUACCUCCAUGAUCAGCUUCGACAUGACUCAGCCACACGGGCCCACUUCCCCCUCAAAAUUCUUUAAGAGUUCGGAGGACAAGAGGGGAGUGUUGGAUCGCCUCAGCAAUUUCUUCAACCCCAGGAGAAAAAAGAGCAGCAGCAGUAGGCGGCAUUCGGAGGCCUCCGAUUCAAUUUCCCCAACGUCCCCCCUGUCUCCACAUUCACUCCAGUCUUUACAGGAGGAUGGCCUAAAGACACCAACUUCUUCUCGAAAAGACAGUGAACUAACCGGGUUUUCUUAUGGAGAAGAAAGAACGGGAGCAGAGCAUGUUGACACCCUCAGCCCCAGUCCCAGCGCCUUAAGUGUGGCUUCUCUGUCGACAGACGGAGCAGAGCUCCCGUUCGCAGAUAGUAACAGCAGUGGCCGAAGCAGCGUGAGGGAGGUGCACGUGUGCAGGGUUAGCACAGCCAGCAAUGGAAGUAAUUCUGGGAAUUUGACUCCCACCACUCUGGAUCUUGCUACUACCACUCAUCCAAGUGCUGAUUCGAGCUCAACACUAGGCUUUGCAGAGUCACUGAUGGAGGAAGUGAGCAAGAGGCUGCAGGUCAGUUUGGAUGAAAGUGUCCUGAAGAAUACCGGGACUUCCAGUGAGGAUAAUGCAGUUGGUCGGACCACACUGUUGGCGUUGAACAUCCCCCUUUCCAAGGCAGCUGAGACCCCAAAGUCACCUAACUUGACUUCUAUAAGCUUAGCGUCAAAUAAAACAUCAGUGAAGGUUGGAGAGAAGGGGCACAGUACUGUGCUGAGAGGAAUAACUUUAGGCUCUCAGUCGUCCACCCCACACCUCAUCUCGACCCAACAGGAAGAUGACAACUCCCCGGACAUGGUGAGGGAAAACAAGAGGAGGGGUCAGGUAUUCUCUUGGGACACUGCAGCCGAGGCAUUUAGCGCGUCACCUGAGGAGGAGCAAGUGCCCAGAGGAGAUUCUCCUGUCCAACUCCACAAAGCCAUAUGGGUGGAAACAUACCUGGGAGCUGAAGAGGAAGGGGAGAGGGAGGGGGAGAAAGAGAAGGAUAUAAUUCAACGAGGGGAGGAAGUCUUCAGAGCGGACUCUCCUCCCGUGCUGGCUAUACAUGUCACAGUAAUUGCUGAGGACGACUCAUUCCCCCAGUGCGCUGCAGAAAGAAGGGCUUCUACCCCCUCCGAGACUUUGACGUCCAGUGGCAGCUUGCCAGAAUCGGCCAUCUCCUUGGCACCGACUACAGGGGAGUUCCAAACAACCUUGACACAGCCAGAGGAGCCUGACACUGGCAUAGACUCAAAGCAAAGUUCACAACCGGAGAAACGCAGAUCGAGAGAAAUUCGCGUUACGCGCAAGACUGUAAAUCUGCCUUCGAAGCACAAGGUAUUUGCCCACAAGGUCCACGUUAGCCCGGAGCCAAGUUUGGAUGGGAACGAACCAGCGGGAGAAAAGCUCGGCAGAGUUUCGACUACAAAGACUUCAGAAACAACAGAAAGGAAACUACUUCAAAACAACAACAAUGUGGAACUCAAGGAAGCCAACCUUGAGCCAUUUCCAACAACAUAUGAGACUACACACUCUGACACACAUACUCCUGAACCCCUAGUUAAAGAAAAAACAGACUGUGAGGCCUCUGACUUUGAAAAUACCUCGGCAACCUUAGACAUGUCCCGAGCGGUGGGAUCUGGGGUAAGAGACCCAGGGACUAACCAGGCUACACCCUAUAAACAAGGGGUUAAAGCUGCAGCAGAAAGUCGGCAUACCACGGCAAGUGGAGCAAAGACCCCAUCCUCAGCAGCUGGCAGCAAGGCCAAAAUUGUGACAACAAAGGCUAAGGCCUCCACAGAGAGUACACAAGUGGGGACACCCAGUGAUUUGCCACCAAAGAGGGAACAUAGCAAUGAUAAAACAGUUUCUGUGUUACCGAAAUUAAAAGAUCAAAGCACCAGUGGUCCCUCAAGUCCAACAGGUUCAAAGUCUAAAAUCCCCAAAAGGUCAGCAUCAGAUGCUGAUGUGAAAUCACCAGUGACACCAGAUAAAACAUCAGUGACUGAUGCCUCCGGGCCAGUGUUCACUGCUAAACUGCAGAAACAACCCAAAACCAAAGAAGCUUUGAAAUCUCCAGUCACUACAACCAAAGCUGGCAGGAAACACAGUUUUGAAGAAGCCAAGGGAGGGAAAGCUCCGUCAGGAGGCAUUUCUCCCACAAAAACAUUACACAAGACGGGAACAAAGCUUAUUAAAGAAAAGUCAGAUGAGGACAGUGACUCUAUAAACCUGUUCAAUGGUGUGGAGAAAGACCACGAGGAGAAUAGUACUAAAACAGGACACCCAACUGGCAGGGAGGGCCUGGAUGUAAAAAAACAAGGGCAAAACCGUCUGGAGAAUAAUGCCUCCCUGACAUCAAAGAGUCGGUUGCCCAUUUCAUCUCCAACAAGAAAGAAUAACGAUGAGAUAACUAAAACAAGUGGCACCAACUAUAAAAAAAUGACAUCUGGUCAGAUGGAUUCAGACCGAUCCAAGACCGUCCAAAAGCUGCAAGAAGUAACUCCUGGUGAGAGACCUGGUAGUGAGACACCACCUCCGCUCCCUGAAAGUCCCAAAAAAGGAAGCAUGCUGUCGACCAGACUAUCCAAACACCUCUCUAAAAGAAGCAUUAGCCAAGAAGAGAGUGACUUUUGUGUCUCUCCACCUCCUACCAAGCAAGAGGAAACAGUCUCAUCGAGGCUCUCCAAACAGAGCGACAUGAAACACCAAAAAAGUCCGGUAAAGGAUUCAGCUGAUCCCUUGUCAUCUGUAAGCAAGCUUCCUACAAGGAGUCAAAUAGUAAAAUCCAGAAAACAUUCACCAACUGGGAAUUCUGCAAGCACAUCCACAUCUAAACAGGACUCAAAUCAGAACACUAACACAGAGACAGCUGUCAAAGCAUCGAAGAGCGUCAUAGCAGAUGUCAAAGAAAAUACUAGUGGCGACAGAUUAAAAUUCAAGUUUCCGUCUACAGAGGAACAACAGCAUAUCAUUAAACUCCCAGGCAAUCAGUCCAAUACCAGUGAAAACAAACUGAAAGGAAAAGAGAACAAGGAAUUAGAGGAGAGCAUAACCAGCCCUGCAGCUGAGGAGAUUUUAAAAAUCCAUCAAAUACAAAGAAAAGAUGUGAUUAUUUCAGAAAACACUCUAGUAAAAGUUACAGCAGUUACAGGCCCAGGGACUGUGGUAUUGCCUUGCAGAGAAGUUGCCAAGGCAAAUUCAUCUCAGUCGCAAGUUACCGAUACUAAUACUGAGAGUGAUUGCCAGGGAGGGCAGCAUGAGACCAAACAACAAGUUAAGUCUACAUCUAAGAAAUCUCAAAUUCAAAGUGACAGCACCACACAAGAACAGAAAACACAGUUUUCACAAAAGAUUUGUCCAGAAGAAGUAAAAGAGAAAGACAUUUUAGAGACCAAGCUAAUGAGUAAGACCAAACCAGAUUUAAUCCAGGAGAGACGCCUUCCAGAGCCAAAUUCUUCAGUUUUGGCUCAGGACACAAUACCAGCUCAUGAGAAUGAAAUUGAUAUGUCAACCAAACCUGUUGUGUUUGGCAGCACUCACUGUGACGCAAUCACCCACUCUGGUGUUUCCCUUGAAGAAACAAAUAAGGUCACUUCUAAAGAAAAUAAUAGAAAUAGUCUUCCUGCUAAAUUGGCCUCAAAAGACCAAGAUGCUGAGCCAAAAGAUGUACUUUUAGCUACUUCCAUUGCUGUUUCAGUUGAUGACCUGGCCCGUAAAGAGCAGCACAAACAGUUAUUGAAGGAUCAAACCACAAAUAUCAUUCUUAGAAAUGAUAGAUUGCCCACAUUAAGCAGAGAUUUUGUUAACGAUUUUGAGGUAGAGGAGAAAAGUAAAGAGGAGGCUGGCAGGAAACCAGCAAAGGCUUUGGACAUUCAAACAGAGGCUGUUUGUGAAAUGCCCAAGAAUGUUGAAAAUCAGCUGGACAAAGAGCCUCUUUUACUGGCAGGAGAAUUUGAAAGUCAGGAGAAAGACUCAAAACCAAAUGAAAAGCUGAAUGAUGCAGCAGUGGAAAGCGCUGACUCACAGAACAGUUGCAAAAAGGAGCUUAAGGGCAUAACUAUCGAGAAUGAAGCAGAGAAAGACAUUACAAAAACACAGAAGCCAACAGAUCUAUCAUCAGAGGAGAAAUGUUUACAGCCUGACUCAGAGGGACCAAAGACUGUAGUUAGGGUUGCCCUGGAAGAGAAAAUGACAGAAGCAGAGCAAGCAAGAAGUGCACUCCAUGAAAAUACAGCCAGUGUGAUUGAUACAAAGCAGAAAUGUCAGAUCGUCUUAAAAGAAAAUGCAGACAGUGGUGAUAAGGACAAAGAUCAGCAGAUGAAGACCUCAACAGAGAAAAAUGAACAGGAACCCAAAGUUCUUCUAGCCAAAGAUGAGAAGGUCAGGGAUAAGGAAGCAAAUCAGGGGGACAAACACGCUGUUGUUGUUAAGAAGAGUCAAACUCCAGAACUAAACUCCAUAAGCUCUGGAACUAAUACUACCAAAGAAGAUAGCCAAACAAAGGAUUUAUCAAAGAAGAAUUUACCGAAUGAGAUUUCAAAUAAGACCGCUGACUCCAAAGGUAGGAGGCACAAGGAAGAGAAGACUUUAAUUGCUAGAGACCAAGAUGACGACAUUGAAAAAACAGAGGAACAUGCUUCUAGAUCAGCAGAAUCCAAAUGUCCAAAUGCUGACCUAAAACAGGACCUGGAAAUGGUAAGAACAGAAGCUCCAGAGAAGAUAUCAGAAAGCCAAACUCAGAGUGUUGCCGGUAUCAAAGAAAAUACUGAAGCAAAGGAUUCAUCAGAUAAGAGUUUGGUGGAUGAAACAACAAUAAGAACAGAAGCUCCAAAGAAGGUAUCAGAAAGCCAAACUCAAAAACUAAAGGUUGUAAGCACCAAAAGUCAGAGUGCUGAUGGAACCAAGAAACAGAAGACUUUAAUUGCUAGCGACCAAGAUGAGGACAUUAGAAAAACAAAGGAAAAUACUUCUAGAUCAGCAGAAUCCAAAUGUCCAAAUGCUAACCAAGAACAGCAACCUGAGACAGAAAUGGCUCCAGAGAAGACCACAGAAAGCCAAGUUUUACAAAUGGAUACAAGUCAAGAACUAAAAGCAGUAAGGAGUAAAACCAAGAGUGCUGAAGGUAUUAAAAGGAAGACCGAAACAAAGGAUCCAACAAUAAAGAGUUUGGCGAAUGAGACUGCAAUUAUGCAUGCUGACAGUGAUGUUGGUGUACAAGACCAGUUGUCCAUAGUUGUUAGAGAUCAACAUGCAGACAUAACCAAACCAGAUAUACGAAAAUCAAAGGAAUCCAAACGACCAAAUACUGACCUAAAACAGGAACUGGAAAUGGUAAGAACAGAAGCUCCAGAGAAGAAAUCAGAAAGCCAAACUCAAGAAAUAAAGGUUGUAAGCACCAAAACCCAGAGUGCUGCCGGUAUCAAGGAAAAUACCGAAGCAAAGGAUUCAUCAGAUAAGAUUUUGGUGGAUGAGACAACAAUCAAACCAGAAGCUCCAAAGAAGAUGUCAGAAAGCCAAACUCAAAAACUGAAAGUUGUAAGCAGCAAAACUCAGAGUGCUGAUGGAGCUAAAGAGAAGACUGAAACAAAGGAUUCACCUAUAAAGAGUCGGGUGAAUGAGAUUGUAAUUGAGAAUGCUAACUCUGAAGUUAGCACCCAAAAGGACCAGAAGCCCACAGUUGUCAAAGAUGAAGAUGUGAAGAUUAAGAAACCCGAGAAAAACUCUGAACAAUCCGCAGAUCUCAAAGCCCCAACUGCUAACCCAGUUGUUUUCACAACUGAAAAAGCCGCUAGUCAGACUGAUAAUAAACAGAAGGAAAGAAAAGAAAUCAAAGAGGAUGUUGAAGUUAACAAAGUGACAAAGCAGGAGGAUCAGCAGAUGAAAGCAUCAAAGAUAGAUGCCGAGCAAGAGUCGGAACGCAUUAUUGUAAAAGACGCAUCCAGCAGAGAAGGUGGUGAAGAACAAAAAGACAAGCCCACUGUCGUUCCAGAUAAAGUACUUAAUAGCCCUGAUGCUCAGAAGAAUGAUGAAGAAAAAACAAAAACACAUGGUGAUCUGAAACAGAAACUGCAGACUUUAAGAGAAGAGAGAACCAUAAACCUCAGUGAUCAACAAAAGCCUUCAAAGCCGACACUCGAUGGCAGUCUGUCUCUUUCUGCGACAGCGGAACCACCUUCAAAAUCUCAAAGGAUUCAGCAAAAGAAGGAAUCUCCAUCGAGCUGGUUAGAUGUGAUGCAUCAAAAACAGAAGAAGGAACAUAAGAGAACACUAAAUGCCUCAGCCAGUGAGGAUAAAUCUCUGGAGCCUGACGACUUUGAUAAUUUUAUCAGGAGCAUUAAGGAGGGCAGCAUUCCGUUCUCACUGCCUCCAAAGAGGCACGUUCGUAAUAAGUCCCCAUCUGCACCUUUUGCCCUGCCAGCCAUCAAGGAGGACCAUUUUGAGAGAACGUUUGAUCCAGAGGAAUUCCAGUUUGGCUUAAGAAAAAAUGGCAAAAGUUUUAGGGAUCCUUCCCCAGCUAUGGUGCUUAAACAAAAAGCAGCUGAUAGGAAAGGACGGACCCUAGAACAAUGCGCAGAAGAUAACGCCAUGCACACAUCAGGAGACCCUAUUAAAUCACUUGAUGAGGUGGAAGGAAAAGAUGGCGUCAACGAGGGGACACCCGUUGAAGCAGGAAAAGAAGAGGGACAAAACAAUGGAGAAGAGCCUGGGAAGCUGACGUCACGACUUGGAAGGAUGUCCAUCCUCUCCAGCUUACUGAGUUCCCCUCGUUCCUCCAGGAAGACCAAAGAGGAAGCUACCUCCGCCUCAAAUAACACACAUUCGAACCAACAACAGGGCCUGCUCUCACUUGCAAAGCAGGACGUUAUUGAUUCACCUCUGCCUGCUGUUGAAGCAGAUAAGAAGGGUGUGAGAGGUGUAGAUCAAGGCCCACUCGUGGGUGGUGGUAUAGGUACAGGUAGUGAGUCAGCACCCAACCACUCCUCUCCUCCUCUGCCCGUGUGCUCGGAGAUAAAGCUGCCUGUUCAUUUGGAGAAAUACCUCAAGAAGAACGAAUCAGAACCUGAGGCCUCCCAGGGCUCUACACAGACAACUAAAACUAAAAUGAAUCCUGAGGGUUCCGUGAUAGGCCAGGCCUCGACAGCAGGAGUACCCAAUGUGGAUGUGAGCCUGAAGGGCCCUGCAGGAGUGCCUCCAACCAGCAACAACAGCCAGCAGACUUCUAGAAAUGGACGUACUACUUCUACGACUAAGAUACCUGCAGUAAGAGGGUUUCACAAAAGGCCUGGAAAGAUUGUGAUACAUGAACAUGCUCAGUUUGGAGGGCAGCCGUUUGAACUCUACUGUGAUCUAGAGGAUGCCACCGCAAUUAAGCUUUCCCCUGUCAUCUCCGUCAGAGUAAUCAGAGGAUGCUGGCUCCUCUUUGAAAAACCUGGCUUCCAGGGUCGUAUCAUCGCACUUGAGGAAGGUCCCACAGAGCACUUAGUGAAUAUGUGGGCAGAGGAGGGAACGCCACCGACACUAGACCAGAUGGGUCAGCCUGUACCAACGGCACCUAUGGUCAUAGGUUCUAUUCAGUUGGCAGUUAGAGACUAUAGCAUACCCCAAAUCGACCUGUUUGCAGAGGUAAACGGGUUGGGGAGGAUGUCAUCUUACUGUGACGACAUUGUAGAGAUUGGCUCCUAUAGCAUUCCACAGACCACCGGCUCCAUUAAGGUUCAUUCUGGAGUCUCAUCUUUAACUUCUUUUACCCAGGCCUUAGUGUUUGAGAAGCCCAACUUCGAUGGAGAGUGCCUAGAGGUCGACAGUGAUGCGUACAACUUGCAAGAAGAGCUGGAAGAGGAGGAUACGGGCAAACCAGAGAAGAACAAGAAGACAUUGUCUACAGUGGGGUCUUUAAAGAUACUUGGUGGUCUCUGGGUGGGCUAUCAAGAGGCAGACCUGGAAGGCCAGCAGUACAUCCUGGAGGAGGGGGAGUAUCCUCACUGCAGUGACUGGGGAGGAUCUGAGGAUGGGCUCCUGUCACUUCGGCCUGUAUGCACAGACUUCCUUUCCCCUCACGUUAAACUGUUCAGCGAGCGGCACUUUGAUGAACUGGGGCGCAACGUGGACUUGCUGGGUCCCGUCCUCAGCAUGGAGGACGUCGGCCAUAGCGGCAAAACUCAGUCUGUCAACGUCAUGGGUGGAGUGUGGGUGGCAUUUGAGAAGCCUGGAUUCAGUGGAGAGCUCUACGUUCUAGAGAGAGGCCUGUAUGCAAGCCCAGAGGACUGGGGGGCCCAGAACUUCAAGAUCUCAUCCAUACAGCCGGUCUUCCAUGACCCACUGAUGGUAACAACCAGAUUCAAGAUGCAGCUGUAUUCUGAGCCAGACUUCCAGGGAAGGCUGGUGACUCAGGAGGACAGCGCAGCAGCUCUGGAUGAGGACUUCAUACCCAAGUCCUGUAAGGUGCUGGCCGGCAGAUUUGUGGCAUAUGAAGGAGCUCAGUUCACAGAGAACAUGUAUGUGUUGGAGGAGGGAGAAUACCCCAACACAGAGGCCAUGGGCUUCCUGUCCUCAGACUCUACCAUCCGCUCCAUACAGACCCUUGGACAUGAGUUUUCUCUGCCCUCCAUCGUCUUGUUCAGUAAGGUGGGCUGUAGGGGGCGCAGGGCGGUGUUGACUAAUGGAGCUGUGAACCUGCUGCAGGCAGGCAUGGACACGCGCAUACGCUCCCUGGUGGUGGAGGGAGGAAUGUGGGUGUUGUAUGAAGGCAGUAACUACCGCGGUCGACAGCUGCUUCUCCAGCCAAGUGAAGUGGCUGAUUUGUGGAAGUUCAGCGGCAGGCAGCCAUUAGGAUCCCUACGUCCAUUACUCCAGAAGCAGAUGUACUUCCGUCUGCGGAACAGCGAGACCGGAUGUGUGAUGUCCCUGACAGGAACUGUGGAGGACAUCAAGCUGAUGAGGGUUCAGGCUGUGGAGGAGACAGGAGGGUUAGAGCAGGUCUGGCUCUAUCGGGACGGGCUGCUUACCUGCAAGCUGGUGGACGACUGUUGCCUGGAGACCACAGGCAGUGUGGUGAUGGAGGGCAGCAGGCUUUGUGUUGCCCCGGAGCGAGGCAAAGGCAACCACCUGUGGAACAUCACCCCAGAUGGCCGAGUGCGCUGCCACCUCAACCCUAGCCUGGUCCUGGAGGUCAAAGGUGGUCAUCAGUAUGACAGGAACCAGGUGAUCCUAAACACAUGCGAUGAGAGAAAAUUGAACCAAAUUUGGACCUUGGAUAUCCUGUGAUCUGAUGAGCCUCGACUUGCCAACUCAUCAUGAACCCUGUGGAACACACACACACACACACACACACACACACACACACACACACACACACACACACACACACACACACACACACACACACACACACACACACACACACACACACACACACACACACACACACCUGUGGGCCUGGGAGGGGUUUUGCGCAAUCACUCCACCUUUUUGUAUGUUGACCCUUCUUGAGGAGGGUAACCAUUGACUGGAUCAACAUUUAAACUAAUAUCAUAGUGUUAGUUGAAUGAAUAAGUAGUGUAAAAAAUAUUGCUUAUUUUUAGCCACCGAUUUCAAACACUAUAUACCAAAGACUCCCCUCUCUGUUUUCACUGCAUGUAGUGAGAACUCAGCCCUGUUUCAAUGCUGCAUACCUUUCUUCACUUUAUGGUACUUUUCGACUACAUGGCUCCGAUGUCAGUUUUCUGAUCACGAUGUUGGCCAAUAUGAAUGUAUAGUGUUUGACAGCUGCAAUAUGAAGUCUGAUGUGUCCACAAUCCAAAGAUUUCUGUAGACUUAACCCUUGUGUUGUCUUCCCAUCAACCUUGAAAAAAACACUUUUUCCAACAUUUUUGACACCUUUUUUGUUUGUUUUUGCUCUAACGUUUUAAAUUGUAAAAAUUUUCUUCUACACAUUUUCAGCGCUUAUUUCUACAUCCCAUAUUUUCUGAUAUAAAACAAAAAUUGAAAAUGGGUCAAUGUGACCCGAAGUCAACACAAGGGUUAAGAGGUUUAAUUUGUAUUGUUGUAGAUCAAAAAUGAUCUAUCGUAAAGUUUGAAUAUCUUUUUAGGACUUGAUAGGUUUUUACAUUUUUACACAAAUUGUACUUUGCUGCAUUAGGUUGUACAUAAGCAUCACCUGUAUAGAUUUGGGAUUACAUUUUAAAGCAGAACUGCAAUGACAAUGCCGCACACUGUUGAUUGUAAAUAUGUGAAUGUAUGAGAAAAGAAAAAAAACAACUGUUACACAUGGAAAUAAGAAUGUGAUUUUCUUUUCAUCUUUUUUAGAAAAUAAAACAUUGUCUUUCUUUAGAUUGAAA
Molecule: messenger RNA, 10890 nt
Organism: Perca fluviatilis (European perch)
Lineage: Eukaryota; Metazoa; Chordata; Actinopteri; Perciformes; Percidae
Gene: crybg1a
Product: crystallin beta-gamma domain containing 1a
Exons: 22
Coding region: 119-9817 (3232 amino acids)
Source: RefSeq, a predicted model, not a curated record